CACCUGUGAGUGUUUGCAGGGUGCAUAUGUCCGUGUUCCGUACGGUCAAGAAGCUCAUCGGAGCCACGAACAGGAUAAAGUGAUGCGUUUUUGACGGCAAUACGGCCCUGUCUGCACCCAAUAUCCUAUCUUAAAGAGUCGCGCUCGAAGAACAGAUCAAGACCUGAUGGACCAAGUGUAUGAGCUCUUUGAUCGUUUCGUACCUAGCGGGGCCCAGGGCGACCUCGACAGCCCCAAUGCUUCCCUCGAUGAAACCUCAGCAAGCGACUCGCCCCGCAAUCGUACAGUGUUCUCUCGAGACUUGCCUCACCUGCUCAGCGAAUACGAGACUCAGCAGGGCAAGCCGCUCAUCGAAGACGACAGCCGGCCUCAGCUCGAGCAAUUCUGUCAGCAGUUUCCAGACCACGCCAUUAGCUGUAACGAUCUGAUCAACAUGAUCAGGGGUCUUGAACAAGCUCGGCUCGCUGCGCUUGCUGCAAGCGAUGGAGAAGCUUCAGGCGACGAUUCUCUGAAUUCGAUAGCAGGAAGAGGUGGACCUGCAUCCCGUUUGUCCAAUCACAGUCGAGCGUCUAGCUCUGGUGAUUCUAGUGAGGUACACGAUGGUAUGAGGGAGCCUGAGACCUCCUCGUAUCCCCCGACAAGCUCAACACCCCCACGGGAUAGGAAAACCAGCAGCUCUCCGACCAGACCAGAUUAUCUCAGGUCUCAGAGCAUGCAAGCCGAUUUGACCCUUCCAGGCCCUGCACCUCGGCUGCCCACAAGCCACCGUGUUGCUCUUGUUUCCGCUUCAGCUUCUCCGACCCGGACCAGAACAACCUCAGCCUCGGCGGCUCCUACGUCGGAGCGAGAGAAAGGGCAGUCGUUCCUACAUACCAAUCAGAAUCGAAGCUUGAGUCAACAAAGCGACACCGGCAGGACUUCCAGCAAAGACGUCCUGAGAGGGAAAGGCAACGCACCUCCUUCUUCGUGGCAGAGACCCCGGCCUCAAGCUCUCGCUUCUACUGGCAAAAUCAGAAGGACUAGUGAUGCCAGUGCAGCCUCCAGCCUCGAUCGGGAGCAUGACAACAGCGGACGUCCCCAGAGCGCUCGGAGUGUUUCGUCGCAGCCUUGGUCUGACUCGGGCGGCAGCCCUGGCAUAGGCUCGCACCGCAAGUCUCCCUCUGCCUACGUCUUCCCACGAGCAACCAGUCCAGGAGACGAGACAUGGUACGCAGAGCAAGAGGAGAAGUACGAGUAUAUGUCCGAUCGAGAAAGAACCCGCUCCACCUCAUCUCGGGCGGCCAGCCCCGAUCAGCGCGAGAAGCUCGGCUUCCAGUCGUUCGCUUCCCUUUCCUCUUCACGUGGCCCAAGCGGAGGUGUCAUCACGUCUCCGAGACGCAGCGAUGUCCGCUCCUUUUCGCAGACUGUGCAGUCCAAUUUCGACGACGACAGUGGCUCGGAUACAUUGGCAGACCUUCAAAGGCGGUAUGAACAUCUCGCUCGUCUACUUCAGGAGAAGGAGCGAUCAUUCGAAGAUUCGCAGAGCUAUCACGAGAGCUCCAUUGCCGAGCUGGAGUCGAGAGUUGAGACGUUGCAGGGGCGCAUACACAGUCUGAGCAAGACCAGCGAUGAGAUGAAGCAAAGGGAGCAGCGAUACCUCGACGAAAUCUCUCGUUUGGAGAGUGACCUUGCCACAAGUCAGAAGAGGUGCGAAACACUGGAGCGCCUGAGGGAUAUGGCUCAGCAAGAGACUUCGGCACGCGAAGCCUCCAUCGUCGUUCUGCAGGGCAAGGUCAACGACCUUCAGGAGCGUAUCACCGCAAUGGACAGGGAGGAAGCGGCACACCUGGACAAUGAGAGGGAAUGGGAAACUGACCGAGAUCGAUAUAGAAAGGAGAUUGAGAAGCUUCGGAGCGAUCUCAGAGGGGCCCUGGACAAAGAAGCGCAGAUCGAAACCUUGGUCAUCGAAAAGGACGCACUGGAAGCUCAGUUGAGGGCGCUACAAAAUGACCUCGAGGAGGCAAGGAGCCGUUCGGGCUUCUUGAUCAAUGGCAGAGGAAGUGAAAGUCUGCCAGGCACGGUCUCAAAGCGGCUCGGAAGAGAGCUGGCAGGCGCUCUAGAGAACAUAAUGGAUGAGCCCGCGGAAGGCGCAGUGGACGCUGAACCCAAUCACGCGGUCGAAGAUGGCGAAGCGAGCGAUCCGGACGAGAGCCUCGAGAGUGUCAUUGUCACAACCACGAGGCGGCGGCGGGUCCAUCAACGCACAGAGAGGGUGCUCACAGAGAUUGCGACACAGACGGAGGCGGCGGAGCCGGACAGCACGCCUCGUCCUGCUGACGAGCCCAGCCCUCCGACCUACGAUGAGGCUGCCCUGGAGGAAUCAGUGCUGGCAAGGAUGCACCCUGCGUGCCACAAGACGAUGAUCCCCGAGACAACGAGCGAGCUUCCCCCGCGUACCACGCUCGGCUCGGUGUUCAAUAUGAACAGGUUUCCAGAGCGUGAAAGGGCAAGAACACCGUACGAAGACCUCACGAGAAGGGUUGGCUUGCGAUGUGUGGUGCUGGAGAAGGCUUUGGACGAGCAGGGGGACUCGCAAGGCCAAGCGGGAGGCGUCUCUUCUUCUGCUCCUUCUCCCCCAAGCGUCAGCCGGAGUGAACGCAACGACGUCGUCUCCCAAUUGCUGGGAAUCGGCGCCUCGAGGGUGCGUGGCUGCCUGCCGGAAUCAUUACAAGCUAAGCUGUCUUCGAUGGCUGCUCCCGAUACUUUCUCUCGACUGCUCGUCUGGAGCCUCUGCGUAUUGGCAGGUGGUCUCAUCUUGGGCAAUCUGCUGUCCCCUCGUCAGCAGCACAUUCAUUAUCACGGAACAGCUGGCGGCGUGCACGAAGAGGGCACAUCUUGGACGCUGAUGAACACCUUUGCAGGGCACGGUCCCGAAUACUUUGAGCCUGGUGGCGCCGUCAUGGGUGUGGUGGAGAGGUACUUGCGGUCAGCACCUGGGGACCGUCCUGAGUUAGUGCCAAUCUAGGGGUGCCCCUGGCUGGGACUGUCCUAUUCGCCUAUUCCUUCUAUUGUGCAAUGCGCUGCUUGAAGCACGGUGCGCUAUCACUAUCAUUUUGCACUAAUGCACACCUUUCAUUUGCCUGAUGUGCAGGCGACGGCUACCAAGUGCCAAGGCCUGCCGGAGGUCCUUUCCGCACUUCUUGGGUGCAUGUGCUUCUCCUGCACGCCUGCCGUGUCCGGUGUAUGGCCUUGUGCCUGUCACGAAUGUACCUGAGCAUCGCAGAAGGUUUAGUACGAAUGAGUUUGCGGAU
Messenger RNA from Microstroma glucosiphilum, 3290 nucleotides. RefSeq lists its product as hypothetical. The transcript has 2 exons. The coding region runs from base 167 to 3004 and encodes 945 amino acids. The record is from RefSeq and is a predicted model, not a curated record. NCBI's taxonomy places the organism in Eukaryota, Fungi, Basidiomycota, Exobasidiomycetes, Microstromatales, Microstromataceae.